AUGAGGCCAGAGCAGGCAGUGGACAUCAUGGAGACCCCCUCAGCCCCUCCCAGAAGAAUGGGCAUCCCCUGGCAAGGGCUCCUGGUCUCAGCAGAGUUACCCAAACCCUUCAUCUCAAGCACCAACUACAGCCCUGUGGAGGGCGAGGACUCUGUAGCAUUAAUGUGUGAGCCUGAGACUCAGGACAUAACCUACCUGUGGUGGAUAAAUGGUCACAGCCUUCCAGACAGUGACAGGCUGGAGCUGUCCAAGGACAACAGGACUCAGAAGGCAAACUUCUGCCUCUCCUGCCAUGCAUCCUCUAACCCAGCUGCACAGUAUUCCUGGCUUUUCAACGGGAGGCCCCAGUCAUCCACACACGAGCUCAUUAUCCCCAAUAUCACUGCAAAUAACGGCGCAUCCUAUACCUGCCACUGGCCUCAGUAG
Molecule: messenger RNA, 426 nt
Organism: Castor canadensis (American beaver)
Lineage: Eukaryota; Metazoa; Chordata; Mammalia; Rodentia; Castoridae
Source: RefSeq, a predicted model, not a curated record